GGUUGGGGGAGCGAAGGUCCUUGCCCCCCAAGCCGGGCUAAGUCGGGGGGCACCUGGAGGAUCAGGGCACUGCUGCGAGAAGGCCCUCCCCAGGCUGAAUUUGGGGGUGCGGAUGGGUGUUCGGGGCACCACUGAGAGAAGGGGGCCCGACUGAGCCAGGCGGGCAUCUGGAGGAGCAAAAGAGGGGUGCGUGCGCCCCGAGAGAGGCCGGCAUGGAAGGGGGCCGCCUGUCCAGCCUGCAGGUCUUCGCGGUCUCCUCCUCCCUGCACGGCGUGAGCCACAUCUUCGCCUACGGCUCGCUCUCCCUGCGCCGCGGCCUCUGGGCCCUCUUCGUCCUGGGCUCGCUGGCCCUGCUGGCGCUGGUGUGCGCCGAGCGCGUCGGCUACUUCUUCCGGUACCCGCACGUCACCAAGCUGGACGAGGUGGCCGUCGCCAACCUCACCUUCCCGGCCGUCACCCUCUGCAACCUGAACGGCUUCCGCUUCUCCAAACUGAGCCGCAACGACCUCUACCACGCCGGGGCUCUGCUGGCCCUGCUGGACGCCCGCCACGAGGUCAGCGGCACCCACUUGGCUGACCCGGAGACCCUGGCCGCUCUGCGGGACAAGGCCAACUUCCGGGGCUUCAAGGCGGGCCCCUUCGACAUGGCCGAGUUCUACGACCGGACGGGCCACGACCUGGCCGAGAUGCUCUGGCACUGCAGCUUUCGGGGGAUCGACUGCAGCGCCCGCAACUUCUCAGUGAGCUACACCCGCCUGGGCAAGUGUUACACCUUCAACUCGGGCGCCGCCGGCUACGAGCUGCUGACCACGGUCAAGGGCGGGACGGGCAACGGCCUGGAGCUGAUGCUGAACAUCCAACAGGACGAGUACCUGCCCGUCUGGGGGGACACCGACGAGACCUCCUACGAGGCCGGCGUGAAGGUGCAGAUCCACAGCCAGAGCGAGCCCCCGUCCAUCGACCAGCUGGGCUUCGGAGUGGCCCCCGGAUUCCAGACCUUCGUCUCUUGCCAGGAGCAGAGGCUCUUCUACCUGCCGGCCCCCUGGGGGGACUGCCAGGCCACCCCCGCCGUGUCGGCGUUCUUCCCCAACUACAGCGCAGCCGCCUGCCGCCUCGACUGUGAGACGCGCUACCUGGCCGAGAACUGCAACUGCCGCAUGGUGCAUAUGCCAGGCAACGCCAACGUCUGCAGCCCGGAGCAGUACAAGGAAUGUGCGGACCCCGCCCUGGAGUUCUUGGUGGAGAAGGACAACAACUUCUGCUCCUGCCUGAUGCCCUGUGAGGCGGUGCGCUACAACAAGGAGCUCUCCGUGGUCAAGAUCCCCAGCAAGGCCUCCGCCAAGUAUCUCGCCCGGAAGUACAAUCGGAGCGAGCAGUACAUUGCGGAGAACCUGCUGGUGCUGGACAUCUUCUUUGAAGCCCUGAACUACGAGACCAUCGAGCAGAAGAAGGCCUACGAGGUGGCCGGCCUGCUGGGGGACAUUGGGGGCCAAAUGGGCCUGUUCAUUGGGGCCAGCCUGCUCACCCUUCUGGAGAUCUUUGACUACCUGUAUGAGGUGCUGCGCGACAAGCUCUCCAGUUACUACCAGGGCCGGAAGGAGGCCCAGCACAGCAACAGCGACAACCUGGAGUACGUGGACCUCCCCCGUGGUCAGCUGCCCCCUCCGCCCAGAGCGCCUGCCAUCCGCUGCGCGGCCACUCGGACAGCAUCGUGGUCAGCUACCCCACGGGUGGGCUACCUCGUCACACCACUCUAACCGGCUCCGAGGAGUUUGCCUGCUGAAGACCCCCGAACACCCGAGGACAGACCCCUAGCCGGCUCCGGGACAGCCGCCUGCAGGAAGGAGGGGCUGCGGGGAAGACACCCCUGGCAUCGUCGCAGGUGGAAGCCCACCUGGCACUCGCGGGGAGACGGCUGGACUCCGGGGUUCCUCGGUGGCCCCGGAUGCCUCCUCCCCGCUAUCUGACUGCUGUGUUUGUCUGUCAUUAAAGAGUCUCCUUGGGAA
Messenger RNA from Crotalus tigris (Tiger rattlesnake), 2006 nucleotides. Its product is annotated as acid-sensing ion channel 1-like. The record is from RefSeq and is a predicted model, not a curated record. Gene Ontology annotation, biological process: sodium ion transmembrane transport. Gene Ontology annotation, cellular component: membrane. Bases 213 to 1757 code for a protein of 514 amino acids. The transcript has 11 exons. NCBI's taxonomy places the organism in Eukaryota, Metazoa, Chordata, Lepidosauria, Squamata, Viperidae.